Momordica charantia (bitter melon) is the source of this 2374-nucleotide messenger RNA. Its product is annotated as O-Glycosyl hydrolases family 17 protein. Gene Ontology annotation, biological process: carbohydrate metabolic process. Gene Ontology annotation, molecular function: hydrolase activity, hydrolyzing O-glycosyl compounds. NCBI's taxonomy places the organism in Eukaryota, Viridiplantae, Streptophyta, Magnoliopsida, Cucurbitales, Cucurbitaceae. The record is from RefSeq and is a predicted model, not a curated record.
UUUUAAUUUUUCAUUUUGAAUUUCGAUCCCAUUUGUUCUCACUACAAAAUUUCGGAUUCCUAAUUUCUCUUUCUCCCCUUUGAGUUGUGUUCUUGGUUCUUCCUUAUAUUAUUUUUUGUUUAUUGAUUCCACCAUUCAAUUAUAACCGUUGAGGUUGAGGGCCCCCAUUUAUCUUCCAUCUCUCCCUCUCUUUUAAACCCAUCUCUUGAAUUUUUCCAUACCCUUUUCCUCCCACUCUCCACUUUCUUUGGUGGCAGUUGUGUUUGUUCUCUUUCAAUUUUUCAAAAUCGCAUUGGAUUCAAUUUCACACCCUUCUUUUGAUUCUGUCUCCGUAUUCAGCUUAAGAAUCUCACAGCUGCUGCACCAUUUAUAUAUAUAUAUAUAUAUAUAUUCUUCUGUUUCUUUGAUUUGUUCUUCUUUUGGGGUUCUUCUUCCUUUUCCCCUGUUUCACUCUUUUCACACGGUUUCCAGAUUUGUGUUUGUUUCGCUUCUUCUCCCCUUCGUGUUAUUUCCAUUGAAGACAGGUAGAAGAAAGAAGCAUCAACUCCUUUUUUAUCGCAAAAGUUUACUUGAUUCGUAGCUUUUGUUAUUUAUUUUCUUCUUCAUCGCUUUAUUGGAUUCUUCUCUCUCCUCACGAUCUUAGUAGUCGUGGGGCGGCAAAUAUCGCUGGAUCUUCGCUUCUACCACGCCGCCAUCAUCUCCAAGUUUGGGGAAAUUGAAAACGUUGAGUAUUUUUUUCCUUUCUUCUCGUGAUCAAUCUAUUGAAAUCGAUUUCGUUUGGCCCUUUUGAAGUUCCUCUGGGAAUCAUUGGUUUUCUUAUUGGGUUCUUUGGGUCCCUGUUUUUGGUUGUGGGAAUCGGGCAAUGGAAAGAAGAUUAGGGUUUCUGAAGUGGGUUUUAUUGGUUGGGGUAUUGGGUUGCUGUGUUGAAGGUCUUGGGGUUAAUUGGGGAACCAUGGCCAAUCAUAGAUUGCCGCCUAAGACAGUUGUGCAGAUGUUUAAGGAUAAUGGGAUUAAGAAAGUGAAGCUGUUUGAUGCAGAUCAGUCCACCAUGGGUGCUCUGGCUGGGAGUGGUAUAGAGGUCAUGGUUGCCAUUCCCAAUGAUCAACUUGCCGCCAUGGGGGACUACAAGCGAGCUCAGCAAUGGGUGCAGAGGAACGUCACUCGCUAUAACUUCGAUGGAGGAGUUGUCAUCAAAUAUGUUGCUGUUGGUAAUGAACCAUUUCUGUCCUCCUAUAAUGGAUCAUUCCUGAAUGUUACCUUUCCAGCCCUUCAGAACAUUCAAAAUGCCCUCAAUGAAGCUGGUCUUGGAGACUCCAUCAAGGCAACGGUGCCCUUAAAUGCUGAUGUUUACAACUCCCCGGUUAAUAGCCCUUAUCCAUCCGCUGGCAGGUUCCGCAGCGAUAUUAACGGGCUCAUGACCGAUAUUGUGCAGUUUCUAAGCAAGAACAAUGCGCCCUUUACUGUAAACAUUUACCCUUUCCUCAGUCUUUAUGGCAACGAUAACUUCCCUUUCGACUAUGCUUUCUUUGAUGGGGCAAGUAAUCCCGUGGUUGACGCUGGCAAUGGGAUUCAGUAUACGAAUGUUUUUGACGCCAACUUCGAUACAUUGGUUUCGUCUCUGAAAGCUGUUGGACAUGGGGACAUGCCAAUUCUAGUUGGCGAGGUUGGAUGGCCAACCGAUGGUGACAAGAAUGCCAAUGUCGGUAAUGCUUAUAGAUUCUACAAUGGCCUUCUACCGAGGCUUGCAGCCAGUAAGGGCACCCCGCUGAGGGCUGGAUACAUUGAAGUAUACUUGUUCAGUUUCCUGGAUGAAAAUGGCAAAAGUAUUGCUCCAGGAAAUUUCGAGCGACAUUGGGGUAUUUUUGGAUACGAUGGCCAGCCAAAGUUCGGCAUGGAUCUUUCUGGUCAGGGCCAAAACAAACUACUUGUAGGAGCACAGGAUGUGCAGUAUCUUCCUCGCAAGUGGUGUAUGUUCAAUCCAAAUGCCAAGGAUCUCAGUAAACUUGCUGAUAACAUAAACUACGCCUGCACCUUUUCGGAUUGCACUUCCCUCGGCUACGGAUCUUCCUGCAAUAAUUUGGACGCUAACGGGAACGCAUCUUAUGCAUUCAAUAUGUAUUUCCAGGUGCAAAAUCAAGAUGAAAUGGCCUGUAAUUUUCAAGGUUUAGCCACGAUAACGUCACAAAAUCUUUCACAAGGUACUUGCAAUUUCAUCAUUCAGCUAGGUUCUUCCUCGCCCCCGCCCCUUGCUGCUUCAUUUGUUAGUUUAGCAUCUAUGGUCAUGUUAUUGACAGCAUUAUKACUAUAAUUUUCUUCUGUAGAUACUCUUCCAUGGAUGUCCCAUUUUAAUAAUUUUUUUACUUUUUUUUCUCAA